ACCUCGUCUUCUUCAUUGCCCGGUGGGUCUCCCUCUCUGAGUCCCAGUAGGUUUUCUUUCUUGGGUUUCCCUCCAAUUGUAACCAGUAGAUUUGGACAUGUACUCUGAAGUGGAACUAGUCAGGGGUGUGGUUGUCCUUGCUGAAAAGCUAGACAAAGACAGUCCAUUUUCUUCAAAAUCUGUUAUAACAACACAGCUUCUGAAGGACUUGUUAAAAGAGAAGGCCAGCAAGGAUCAUGGGUACUUCCUUAAAGUCACUGCAUUGAAGAAGGUAGGAACCGGACAGAUUUUAGACCACUCAAGAAAGAUGUUGUUCCAUGUAGCUUUUAGUUGUCGCACGUUCAUACCACUCCAGGGAGAGAUUUUGGAGGGAGUUGUUUAUAAGGUGCAUAACCUCGGGGUGUUUAUUAGAUGUGGACCUCUUAACUAUGCUUAUCUGUCAGCUCGAAAAAUGCCAAAUUACCACUAUGUCGCUGGGACAAAGCCAUUCUUCUUGAAGGGUGACUUAGCAAAGAUAGAGAAAAAAGUUGUGGUACGGUUCAGGGUGCUGCAUGCUAGAUGGACAGCGAAGAGUAGAGAGAUCAGGAAUGAGUUUGUCGUGCUUGGUAGUAUGGUUGGUGAUUCGCUUGGCCCUGUCUAUGGUCCUCAUGAACCUGAUUUGUAACCAUUGAAAGUUUCAAACUGUAUGAAGGCUUAUGUAAAUAUAAAUGUUAGGAACUUAGGAUUCUGACUUCAGUCUACCUUUAAUUAAUAUGUUUUUGAGUUAUGAGACAUGCG
This is a messenger RNA of Fragaria vesca subsp. vesca, 777 nucleotides long. Its product is annotated as DNA-directed RNA polymerase II subunit rpb7-like. NCBI's taxonomy places the organism in Eukaryota, Viridiplantae, Streptophyta, Magnoliopsida, Rosales, Rosaceae. The record is from RefSeq and is a predicted model, not a curated record. Gene Ontology annotation, biological process: DNA-templated transcription initiation. The transcript is spliced from 2 exons. Bases 98 to 664 code for a protein of 188 amino acids. Gene Ontology annotation, molecular function: single-stranded RNA binding; single-stranded DNA binding.